Messenger RNA from Pteronotus mesoamericanus, 336 nucleotides. Its product is annotated as galectin-1-like. The transcript has 3 exons. The coding region runs from base 1 to 336 and encodes 111 amino acids. NCBI's taxonomy places the organism in Eukaryota, Metazoa, Chordata, Mammalia, Chiroptera, Mormoopidae. Gene Ontology annotation, molecular function: laminin binding; carbohydrate binding. The record is from RefSeq and is a predicted model, not a curated record.
AUGCAGAAGAACCCGUGGUGGGCGGUGAACUUCGGCAAAGAUAUCGACAACCUGUGCCUGCACUUCAGUCCUCACUUCAAGGCACUGGCGGGCAUUAACACCAUUGAGUGCAGCAGCCGGAGAGCAGGUGCCUGGGAGCGGGAGCAUCGGGAGUCUGCCUUCCCCUUCGAGCCCGGAAGCGUGGUAGAGGUGUGCAUCACCUUCGACAAGGCAGAGCUGAUCAUCAAGCUGCCAAAUGGACACAUAUUCAAGUUCCCCAACCGCGUCAAAGUGGAGACCGUCGAUUAUCUGGGAGCAGGAGGUGACAUCGAGAUCAAGUCUGUGUCCUUUGAAUGA